Bemisia tabaci is the source of this 2881-nucleotide messenger RNA. RefSeq lists its product as uncharacterized. The record is from RefSeq and is a predicted model, not a curated record. Lineage: Eukaryota; Metazoa; Arthropoda; Insecta; Hemiptera; Aleyrodidae.
ACAACAACAACAACAAUUCGAAAUUGCGCCAGCAUGAUCAAUUGAUCACACUCCAUACCAUAGUAAGUGUGUAAUUCAUUUUUCCGGAGGCACAAGACAAUAAUCAAAGAUACUUACCGUUUCCAACAUGGAUCCUUCGACAAAAAUCUGGAAAACCAUUGUUUUAGCUGAUGCCUCUUUGGAAUUUGACAAAAAUGAGCUCGAAGCACAAAAACAGCGUCUGUUAGAAGAAUUAAAGCAGACCAAUUCCCAAAUUAGUGAUGCUUUGGCCACAAAUGCUGAAUUAAAAUCAAGCAUUGAGUCUGAAGACAAGGUUUUUCAAUCCUUGGCUGGUUCAGUUUCCCUUCUCAAAGAGUCGAAAAAUUCUUUGUCUAAAGAAAAAAAUGACCUCUUGAAACAACUUGAAUUGCAGCAAAUUAAAAACCAUGAGGAUAAGAAACAGCAAGAUGCAACAAUCUCCUUCUAUGAAGCAAUGUGGGAGAAAAAUUUAGCCCAGUUUCAUAAUAUACCUUCAGUUAAGAGAAAGCUACAAUUAGAGACAGAAGUAAAAAAGCAAGAGAUAGAAUUGCGAAUGAAAAAAAAAGAACUUGAGGAAACAUCCAAUAGCACUAAACAGUUUGUUGAAAUAAAUGAACGGCGGUGGCAAGUGCAAUGCAUCAAACUUGCUCAAGCCUGGGCCAACAAGGAAUCGGAAGUAAAAAGAAAUGAGCAGCUUCAUAAAAAACUAAAUGAUUUGAUGAAGAGAGCAGAUCAUCCGAAAGAAAAACGUGAAGCCACCUCGAAAGCACAAAAAGCAGUCAGCACUGUCCAAGUAUUGCCCUAUAAGAAAGGCACACGGGACUUAUCAGCACCUCACAGCAGGUUUGGUAGGCUGCAAGAUAUAUCCUUAGACUUCUCACCCUCAGGCAUUGAUAUGAAAUUGAAAGAAUGGCAAAAAAAGCGAGAGGCUGAUAACUAUCGACAUUUUAGUUUCUCUGUCAACCAAAGUAAUUUGCAAGAAUCUGCAGAUAAUAAUACGAAUGAAUUUGUUCAGAGUAAUACACCUCACAAUUCCAGAAAUGUUGCAUCAAGAAUUCCAGUAUUUGAUGGGGCAAAGUUUAAAGGAGUAAGCCCAUCCCUCAUCAAUAUGAGGCAGGAAAGAGUGUCAAGACUGGAAAUCCAUACUCCGAAAAUUGCCAAACCUAGUGAAAUUAUGUCGCCUAGAAACUCAAGAAUCCCAAUUUCUAACAGUCCCAUGAACCGUGUGAAAGAACUCACCUCUUCAGAUAGAACCAAAAACGUAUCUCGUUCCCAUGCAUCAACUGCUUUAAAAAAAUUACCCACUACCAUUCAGAGACAGGUGGUUCCUUCCUUGCAUUCUGCCACUUCUGACUCAUCCAAGAGGAAAUUUGACAGCAAGAGUUUUAAAAACAAAGAAACUCCACAAAAAUUUCCGAAAAAGGACAUUUUCCCCAGCAGUGCAAAGCAACAAGAAUGGAACAUUCCUCAAGAAGUAUCAACUAUUCCACACAAUUUUCAUCGAUCAAGAGAACAGUCUAAUCAAGAACAUCAGAUAAUUAGCAGAUGUGAGGAAAUGGAUGGAACCCAUGAAAAUGAGACAGAAAUUGAUUACAGCAGCAGCCUCCAUGGAUCACUCAAUAAAACCUUCACAGUUGGAGGUGCAACCAUGGUCAACAGAGAGGAGAAUACAUCGCUCCGAUCUUCGACCCCAGUAGAGCCAGGACGUAGAGAUGAAAACUUUGACGAAUACAGAGUCGACAAUUCCCUACCAUCAGGUCCUAUGAAUGAAGAAAGGAUUGAUGGAACGGUAUCCAAGUAUUUUAAUCGUACGUCGGAUAAAGAAAAUACGCCACCUGGAGGCAUAAUUGAAAAAAGUCCAACACCAAAUCGAACUUUUCAAAGUGAUGAUGGAGAAAUUUUGCCAAAUGAAAAUGCAGAUGAUGCAUCAAUCCUAGAAAAUCAAUUUGAUACCUCAGCUUUGGAUAAUAACUAUAGUUUUCAAGCAGUUUCUCCUCCCAUGUCUCCUCUUCAAAUGGAUGAUGAUAUUUCAGGGGAAAAUUUUUCCAAGGACCUCAAUAAAGAAGGAGAUUCCUCAGAUGGUGAGCGGAGGAAUGCCCAGACAAGAUAUAUUGUUGAUACUUUCUCUUUUACCUCUCAACCCAAGAAGAAGCCAUUAAAUUCCUUAUUUUAAUCCUAAUUUCUUCUAAAGUUUUUGGAGCUCCUACAAAAUGUACCAUAAGGGGACCAGAAGCAGCUGAACUAAAUUAAAGUAAAGUGACACCAGAACUUAACAUAAAAUAAUGUUCAUAGUUAUAAUCCCAAGAUCUCUAUCUUUUCCCUCUUUUUGUUGGGGGUUUUUAUUGUAGUACUAAUUUAUUAUUUCAUUAUAUUGUUUAUUCAAAUAUUUUUAUCCAAAGAUAUCCAAGUGUUCUUGUAAAUGAAGAUGUUUGUUAUUAAUUUCGUGAAGUUUAAUUUCCGUUGUUAUCCGUACAUUGGUUUUUCUAUGUAGUUAGUAAUAUCCAUAAAUUAUGGAAAAACGACUCUGUCUGGGUACUGAAGUCAUAAAAUGACCAUUACUUGUAAAUGUAUCGUAACACCUCCUCUCAGGAGAAGACUCAAAUAUUCAAGGUAGAUAUCUUACCUAGCAUUGCCUUUUAAAUAUGCCUACAAUUUUUUUGAAUUCAUUACAGUGUUCAAUAAUGUAGCCGUCUAGCUUUUUCUUCUUUUGUCUCUCCAAAAAAAAAUUGAUAAUAAUUAGAAUUUAUAUUGUUCCUUUGUACCAAAUCAUUUUUAUAACUACUUACCUAUUGUUGCAAUUAUAUCAAAUUCAAUUGUUCUUCCUUUAAAAAGUUAUCCGUUCUCAGUGCAUAUUUCCACCAUC